AUGCCCAUGUCCCUACAUGAAGCUGUGGCUUUCCCGGAUGUGCCCGACACUUACACCGAGGCAGAGGUUCGAGCCGCCCUGGAUCGCGUGGGCUUGGCUGAGCUGGCGCAGAAGAGUCUGGAGAUCCAGAUGGAUGUCAACAGCACCCUCUCCGGUGGUGAAUUUCAGCGACUGCUCGUGGCACAUUGCCUUCUUGCGAGGCCAUCCUGGAUUCUGCUGGACGAGUCUAUGGCCCACAUGUCCACUAUUUGCCGCACUGAUCUGUACAAACUGCUCGUGGACGACCUCGUGAAAGGCAGCGGCGCUGGAAUCGUCAGCACCUGCCACAAUUGGCAAGAGCUUGCUAGCUUCCACGACCGCUUCUACCGCAUCGAGGAGAACGAGGCUGCCCGCCGCGUCGUGCCAUUCCAGCCGGACGGCAGCAGCGGCGGCGGCAAGGAGGAUAUUAUGGCCAAGGUGGAGAGCAAGGACAGGGAGAUUGCGAGAUUACGCACCGAGCUCCUCCAGCUCCAGCAGGGACCACCUCAAGUGAAACCGGCUGAGGCGUAG
Molecule: messenger RNA, 549 nt
Organism: Symbiodinium sp. CCMP2456
Lineage: Eukaryota; Dinophyceae; Suessiales; Symbiodiniaceae
Source: the annotation of a GenBank genome assembly